CUUUAAAAAGAAGUUGUCUGAACAUUGGAGGGCCACAGCACCUUGCUGAAAGCUACACUUCUCUCUCACCUGGAGGAAUAAACCUAGAAAGCUCAAAAUGUGUGAUGCUUUUGUAGGUACCUGGAAACUUGUCUCCAGUGAGAACUUUGACGAUUACAUGAAAGAAGUGGGAGUGGGCUUCGCCACCAGGAAAGUGGCUGGCAUGGCCAAACCCAACAUGAUCAUCAGUGUGAAUGGGGAUGUGAUCACCAUUAAAUCAGAGAGCACCUUUAAAAACACUGAGAUUUCCUUCAAACUGGGCCAGGAAUUUGAUGAAGUCACCGCAGAUGACAGGAAAGUCAAGAGCAUCAUAACCCUAGAUGGUGGUGCCCUGGUCCAGGUGCAGAAGUGGGAUGGAAAAUCAACCACCAUAAAGAGAAAACGGGAGGGCGAUAAACUGGUGGUGGAAUGCAUCAUGAAAGGCGUCACUUCCACCAGAAUUUAUGAAAGAGCAUAAGCCCGGGGACACUGAGCUGGACUGAAGUUUGCAUUGAAUUCUACGACAUUCUGUUGGAAGUAUUGUUUAAACAGAUAUUGUUAUUUUUCACUAAUUAGCAAGGAACUAAUUUUCCCCCAAGCUGAUUUUUUUGCCUGUGGUUGUGUUGAUUAAAUAAAAAUUUUUAGAUUUAGAAGGUGAUGUAAUAAUUCAUUUUACUGGAUAAUUUUGUACCUACAAUGACUGGGUGAAGGAAAUAGAAAAAUCCCAUCAUUGCUUUGUUUCUCACAUAAGAAUAAGAUUUUUCAUAAUAAUGCAAAGUAAAAAAAUUACUAUCCAUGAAAUUCCCUAGGUAGGAGAUAAGAAGUAUGUAACAUGAUUGAAUAUUAGAUCCUUCUUUAAUGUAUCUGCAAUUAACUAUCUCUAAGAGACCUUAGGGUAAUUAUGAGCAUAGUCGAAUUGUCCACAUCCAGCUGGCCCACAUUUCAUAUCCACCCUGUCCUAGAACAUUGGAAGAUAGCAGUACAUACAAUACAUGUUAUAGAAAUCUCCAGUCUACAAUUUGUAGUCUGAAAGUUUAUUGGCAAACCAAGUGUCUUAGUCUUCCAUUACUAUAAUAAAGCACCACAGAUUUAUUUAGCUCACAGUUUUGGAGGCAGGAAGUCCAAUAUUGGGAGACCCCAUUCAGUUGGCCCCUAGUGAGGAUCUCACUGUGUAUUUAUCAUGUAGAAGUGCAUGUGAGAGGAAACGAGCCCAUGAUGAGACAGGAAGCCAGAUUGUAGCACGGGGUCAGUCUUCAUCUUUUACAACAAGCCACUCUCAUGAGCACUAACUAGAGUCCCCUAAUGCCUUCUGAGGGAAGCACCUUUGAUGAUCUCAUCAUCUUCCUAGGUUCUACCUCUUAAAGCUUCCACCAUCCUAACACUGCCAUACUCAGGACCAAGCUUCCCAUACACAAACCUUUGUGGGAAACAAACAAUAUCCAAAUGAUGGCACCAGGCUAGCUGAGGAAUUUCUGCAGAAUUCAUUCCAGAAAAAUGAUGACUGUGUUGUUCAUGAAUAAAGAUUUAAAUGUCA
Molecule: messenger RNA, 1552 nt
Organism: Oryctolagus cuniculus (rabbit)
Lineage: Eukaryota; Metazoa; Chordata; Mammalia; Lagomorpha; Leporidae
Gene: FABP4
Product: fatty acid binding protein 4
Molecular function (GO): lipid binding
Source: RefSeq, a predicted model, not a curated record